This is a messenger RNA of Peronospora matthiolae, 996 nucleotides long. The record is from the annotation of a GenBank genome assembly. Lineage: Eukaryota; Oomycota; Peronosporomycetes; Peronosporales; Peronosporaceae.
AUGACGCUGGACCCGCCAUCUCCAGGGCAGCGACUGCCCAGUGCGAACGUCGUGCUUUUUGCCGCUCAACUCGCGGUCUCUAUCGGCGUCUUCAUGUUCGCUCCUGACGGAUCUUGGGCGCCUUCUACUCGUCCUGACGCCAGGAUCGCAGGCUCGGGAGGAGCCACCGACAGCAGCGGAUCAUCGACUCAAGCGCCUUCUUUUCACGUUCCUACAGUCUCCAGUGUAUUGGAAACCAAUCCACUGGCCCCUCCCGCCUACGUGUUCUAUAUAUGGAUUCCCAUCUACAUCUUUAUGGGCAUCACAGUCAUCGUGGACCGCUUCUACCCGACCUACAGCUUCUACUCGACGUCGGAUGAUCCCACUUUCCUUCGCCAAUGGUUCCAGCUCGCCUGCUUGGCCAAUAUGUCGUGGGUGAUACUGGACAAAUGGUUCAGCUGGAUACACAUGGCUACAUUUGCACUUGGAGUGCUCUGGUGUGCAGUGCUCCCACUGUACCUGUUCAUCGUGCGUCACCCCACGCCACGAUUCUCGAAGACUUGGAUCUACUAUUUCGGCAGUGAAUUCUCCGUGCGACUCUACUUUGGAUGGCUCAGUGCUGACUUCAUUUUCGGCCUUGCAGACGUGAUGCAGUAUCUGCACGACACUUAUUUUGGAUUUAGUGUCUACGCUGCGUUAUUGGGGGCGCUGCUCGUGCUGGCGUUUGCUACGUACGUUCACGGUCGAGACCCGGUAGUCGGUCUUGUCGUUACAUGGAGUCUGCUGGGCUUACUCUUGAAGCACUCGACGUUCCCAGGUGAUACGCAAGAGGUUUUUGAAAAGCUGCAGGCUGUUGCCAUCGUCGUCGUGCCUGUGUUUCCGAUUCUAGUUCUCAUCGACGCUGUGCGUUAUGUCUAUGUCGUUCGUCAUAAAACGAACCCAACCAGCCGCAGCAGCAGUAGCGGAUACUACAAAUCAUUUGUGUUCGAGACCACGGCCGAGUAUGGGACCGUGUGA